AUGUUCUUCAAGACUGUUGCUGCUGCCACCACCGCCGCCGCUGUGCUGGCUGUUGGUGUCGCUGCUGAUGGUCGUCCUUCAAACACCUCCAUCUGUGACUAUUACACCACUGCUCUGUUGACCAACAACACUGCUGCCAACCAGAUGACUCUCUUGACUCUCGUUGUGAACACUGCCGUUAUUGGUAACUACACCAAGCCAAAUGUCGGCAUUUCUGUCCCAGGUAUUCUCGCAAAGGGCACGUACAACGGCACUGCGGUCAACCUCGCCCCAUACUUCAACGGUGGCCUUGCUUCCACAAACACUGGAGGCAGCGUUGGUCGUUCGGUCAACUUCCUUGACGGUGGUGGAGCUGCUCCUCUGAUGAAGAACAUGCCAGCCAUGGACAACACUUCCAACCAAUACACUCUCAUUACUCACUUGUACGAGUACUUUGGCGUCCUCCUUGGAUGCUCCAUGCAGGGUGGUGGUGAUUACCCCGGCUACACUGGACACGAAUCCAUGUACAGCGUGCACAAAUUCAUGGAUCUAUCUGCUGCUGAAGUCGGAUACUUCAUCCAGCAAGUCGCCAUGUCCGCUGCUUCUUUCGGUGUCGCCCAAGACGACCUCACCGUCGUUGGCAAGGCCCUAAGCAGCACCUUUGAUGUCAAGUGCGCCCCACCCACCGCUGUGAUCAUGUCGCAAGGCCCUCAACUUCAGAGCAUCUGCAUUGACGAGACCUGCGCAUUGGCUGUUAACUCAACCUGCGACAUGUACAACGGUACAACCGUGAAGCCAACAGUCGCCAAUGCUACUCUUGCCGGAAACACCACCGCCAGCUCUACCGCCAGCUCCACCACAAGCCCGUCUUCCUCUUCCACCUCUACUAGCAAGUCAGGUGCCGUUGCCGUUGGCAUGAGCUUUGCUGCUAUUUUCGGUGGUCUCGCUGCUUUCUUCUUGUGA
Lachnellula hyalina is the source of this 942-nucleotide messenger RNA. RefSeq lists its product as uncharacterized. The transcript has 4 exons. The record is from RefSeq and is a predicted model, not a curated record. NCBI's taxonomy places the organism in Eukaryota, Fungi, Ascomycota, Leotiomycetes, Helotiales, Lachnaceae. The coding region runs from base 1 to 942 and encodes 313 amino acids.